Coniosporium apollinis CBS 100218 is the source of this 846-nucleotide messenger RNA. Its product is annotated as prohibitin-1. The record is from RefSeq and is a predicted model, not a curated record. Gene Ontology annotation, cellular component: membrane; mitochondrion. Gene Ontology annotation, biological process: mitochondrion organization. Lineage: Eukaryota; Fungi; Ascomycota; Dothideomycetes. The transcript has 2 exons. The coding region runs from base 1 to 846 and encodes 281 amino acids.
AUGGCCAACGCCCUCAACGCCGUCUACCGCUGGGCGAUCCCCGCCGCCGUCGGCUUCUCCCUCAUCCAGGCCUCCAUCUACGACGUCCGGGGUGGCACGCGGGCCGUCAUCUUCGACAGGCUGUCCGGUGUUAGGGACGAGGUCAAAAACGAGGGCACCCACUUUCUGAUUCCGUGGCUGCAGAAGGCCAUUAUCUACGAUGUGCGGACGAAGCCGAGAAACAUCAGCACCACGACGGGCAGCAAGGAUCUGCAGAUGGUGAGCUUGACGCUCAGGGUGCUGCACAGGCCCGAGGUUAGGAUGUUGCCGAAGAUCUAUCAGAACCUCGGCCAAGACUACGACGAGCGCGUCCUCCCCUCCAUCGGCAACGAAGUCCUCAAAGCCAUCGUCGCCCAGUUCGACGCCGCCGAACUCAUCACCCAGCGUGAAGCCGUCAGCAACCGCAUCCGGACCGACCUCCUCCGCCGCGCGCAAGAGUUCAACAUCGCCCUUGAGGACGUCAGCAUCACGCACAUGACCUUCGGCAAGGAGUUCACGCGCGCCGUCGAGGAGAAGCAGAUCGCGCAGCAGGAGGCCGAGCGCGCGCGCUUCAUCGUCGAGAAGGCGGAGCAGGAGCGCCAGGCGAAUGUCAUCAGGGCGGAGGGCGAGGCUGAGGCUGCGGAUACGAUUAGUAGGGCGGUGGCGAAGAGCGGUGAGGGUUUGAUCGCGAUUAGAAGGAUUGAGACGCAGAAGGAUGUCGCGCAGCUGCUUUCGAAUAACCCGAAUGUUACGUACCUGCCUGGUGGCGCGGCGGGCGGUGAAGGUGGGAAGAGUGGGGGAAACUUCCUGCUAGGGUUGAGGUCGUAG